Messenger RNA from Dracunculus medinensis (Guinea worm), 1056 nucleotides. NCBI's taxonomy places the organism in Eukaryota, Metazoa, Nematoda, Chromadorea, Rhabditida, Dracunculidae. The record is from the annotation of a GenBank genome assembly.
UUGAUGUCGCAAGCAAAUACGAUAAGCAAACGCAAUGGUUCAGGAGGAAAUCGAACGAAGAGGUUCGAUAGGCGAUUCAAUGAAAGGUUUUCUCGCACAAAACAUGGCGACAUUGAAAUGGAAGGAUUCGUUGUGGAAUGUAAUAUAUGUUGUCGAGAAUCGGAUGCUUUUGGAAUUGGCGAUUGUAAUCAUCCAUUUUGUAUGGAAUGUGUUAUUAGACUUAGAAUUAUUGCUAAAAUUAAUAGUUGUCCGACGUGUAGAGCUGAUAUUGAUAAGGUAAAAUUUCUUUAUUAUAAGUUUUUCUCUUUCUUAUUUAAAUUUUUGCUUGUUUUGUUUUUUAUGGUUGAACAUCCAGACUGUGAACGAUACAAACUGCAGUUCACUAGCGAUUAUUUGGUUCGAUGCUAUAAUAGUUAUUUGGUCCAUAUUUGUCUCAUUUGUGAAAAGAAAGAUGAAAGACGAGAAUUUAAAAAUUUUGCUUCCUUGAAUCAACAUGUAUAUAUGGUGCAUAAAUUCGAAUUUUGUAAUUUAUGCACGGAACAUCUUGAUUUACUUUCUCGUGAAAGACGAAUUUAUUCGCGUCUCGAUAUGGACCGUCAUAUUAGGUCAGGGGAUCCUGAUAAUUCUAGUCUGCGAGGUCAUCCAAAAUGUUUAUUUUGUGAUAAACGAUUUUUUGAUGAAGAAUAUCGUUAUAAGCAUCUGCGAAAAGAACACUUCUUUUGUCAAAUUUGUGAUAAUACUGGCUGCAACAAUUUUUUUUUUGAGUCUCAUAGAAAUUUAAUCGAUCAUUAUAAAAAGGAUCAUAUAGUCUGCGAAGAAGGCGAGUGCAAAAAAUUAGGUAUAGCUUUCGAAACAGAAUUGGAACUGAAAAUACAUAAGCCUUCAAUCGAAACUUUGGAAUAUCAGGUAAAUUCGGUUGCUCCCCCAACGGCAUUUAACAUGCAAAUGCGAGAUUUUCCUCGGUUGAAAGUGUCUUCUAAUAAAACUGAGCCAAACCAAAUUGAAAAAAGUUCCAAAAAUACAACUGCAGUGAGUUUUAUGGCUCAUGAUAUUUGA